Molecule: messenger RNA, 2540 nt
Organism: Ctenopharyngodon idella (grass carp)
Lineage: Eukaryota; Metazoa; Chordata; Actinopteri; Cypriniformes; Xenocyprididae
Gene: msi1b
Product: musashi RNA binding protein 1b
Exons: 14
Coding region: 134-1255 (373 amino acids)
Cellular component (GO): cytoplasm
Molecular function (GO): RNA binding
Source: RefSeq, a predicted model, not a curated record
UGAUGUCAUCAUCGUGUCACGGAGGAAGGUAAUCCACUGACUCCCGGUCAGUUCCCGAGAGCCCCCGUGUUUCACGUCGGGACUGGACCAAGAGAGAGGUGGAGUCUUUGGGCUUUGAGCUCUAACUCACCCCAUGCCAAUCCCCCUCUCCACACUUUCUGCCUCCUUUCUCGCACCAUACUCGGACGGGAUACACAGCCGCGCAAUGGAGUCGGAAGGCAGCCAAAGUAACCUGUCCUCCUCGGACUCUCCGCACGACCCCUGCAAAAUGUUCAUCGGUGGUCUGAGCUGGCAGACUACGCAAGAGGGUUUGAAGGACUACUUCUGCAAGUUUGGUGAAGUGAAAGAGAGUAUGGUGAUGAGAGAUCCAGUUACAAAGCGCUCGAGGGGUUUUGGAUUUGUCACAUUUGUUGACCAAGCUGGCGUGGACAAAGUUCUGGCCCAGACCAGACAUGAGCUGGACUCCAAAACUAUUGACCCGAAAGUUGCCUUCCCGCGACGAGCCCAGCCUAAGUUGGUGACUCGGACAAAGAAAAUCUUUGUUGGAGGCCUGUCGGUGAACACUACUAUUGAAGAUGUAAAGCAGUACUUUGACCAGUUCGGAAAGGUGGAUGACGCCAUGCUUAUGUUUGACAAAACCACCAACAGGCACAGAGGGUUUGGAUUUGUGACCUUUGAGAAUGAAGAUGUAGUGGAGAAAGUCUGUGAAAUUCACUUCCACGAGAUCAACAACAAAAUGGUGGAGUGUAAGAAAGCCCAACCCAAGGAAGUGAUGUCACCCACAGGAUCUUCAAGAGGUCGUGCUCGUGUCAUGCCCUAUGGGAUGGACGCCUUUAUGCUUGGCAUAGGAAUGCUGGGCUAUCCAGGGUUCCAGGCAGCAACAUAUGCCGGUCGCAGCUAUACUAGUCUCACACCAGGAUACACAUAUCAGUUCCCUGAAUUCCACUUAGAGAGGACCCCCCUUCUGACAUCACCCCACCCCCCUGAGCUCACAGCCAUUCCUCUAACGGCGUACAACCCCAUGGCAGCAGCCGCAGCAGCAGCAGCUGUGGUCAGAGGCUCAAAUGCUUCUCGCUCAGCUGGGUUUCUAGGUACCAGCAGCCCUGGGCCGAUGGCAGACCUGUAUGGAACAGCCAAUCAGGACUCAACUGUCAGUAGCUAUAUCAGCGCUGCAAGUCCCGCUCCAAGCACUGGAUUCAGCCACAGCCUUGGGGGCCCUCUGAUUGCUACGGCAUUUACUAACGGCUACCAUUGAAAUGAGUGAAAGGUACAAUAGUAUUAAUCACUCUGACGUCUUCCCUACAUCUUAAGGAAGGAUUUUUAAAGUAUGUGAUGAUCUCAAUCGAAUAUAAUGGAUGCACUCUACGUGCAGCAGGGUUUUAUAGUUAUUUUAUCGAGCUCUCUGUCUUUGAAUGGUUUUGGAUGAGAUGAAUCAGCCCUAAUCUGAUGGAAUGACGGCUGCAACACUAAUAACGUGAUGUGACAUAUUUCCUGUUUUAUGAAUUACUGUCAUAUCAGUCUAACUAACCUCCUGCUCCUCUUAUAUAGAGCUAAACCUGUAAAUAAUUAGUUUAUUUCUAGGUUUAAAAUGCUAACAACUUGCGUGUAUUUUUGUCUUCGUUUCAUUUUUUCCUCUCUCAGUUGUCUUUUUUUGUGAUGACAUUAUGUACAUGUAGGCUUGUAAUUGUAGAAAAGACUUCAGUUUAACAGUCGUAUAAGAGCAAUAAUCUGUGUCAAAUCUAUGUGGAUCUUUGUAGUGUAUUUAAAAGACUAAAUCACUUUCAGAUGCAUUUGGUACAUUUUCUACUGAAGAAUAUAGUGUGAUGGGACAUCAAAAUGUAUAUUUUGUUAGUUUUGCAACUGGAUUUAUUACACUGAUCAUGAAAAUAGCAGUAAUUAUAAGGAGAACAUAUUUCUCAGACUUAGAUUCGACCUUCUUUGUGUAAAAUAUUGUAUAUACUGUCUUUUUGAUCUGGUGAGAUCUGUCAGCGUGAUUAAGAGAGUUUUUUACACUCAAGAACGCAAACGCAUGAAUUCUUUGUGUCCAAAAAUGUUUUGUUUUUUUUCAUGAUUUGAUGAACUUGAACUUUUUUUUUUUUUUUUUUGUUCAGUGUUUUUUGUUGACAGAAGGCAAUGUGAAUGAUGCUACUAUUGAGUGAGUGAGUGAGCGUGUGUCUGUGUGUGUUAGAGAUUGAAUGCAUGUCUGAUGCUGUCAUGAUCUAAUGUAUUAUCUUCAGUAAAAUGAUUUAAAAUGUGAAUUGUAACCCCUAUUUCCAUGCUGUUACAUUGCUUUUACCAAGUUUAUAUUCGUAACACAAUUCCAUUAAUCUCUUUUAGAGGUUUAAAGUCUUGUAAUAAUUGGAAUAUGAAUAUACUUCAAUUAAUUGAAGAUUCUGGUACUGGUAAAAAAACAAAAAAAACACUAAUAUAACACUUUUUAUGAAGUAAACAGGAUGGCUGUUAAUAUUUGAAAGUUUUAAUGUUUCUCGUUUGAAGCUUGACCCUCUCUGAAAACUGAAAUAAAAAAAUUAAAAAGUAAA